Molecule: messenger RNA, 2793 nt
Organism: Penicillium nucicola
Lineage: Eukaryota; Fungi; Ascomycota; Eurotiomycetes; Eurotiales; Aspergillaceae
Product: mediator of RNA polymerase II transcription subunit 16
Exons: 10
Coding region: 1-2793 (930 amino acids)
Biological process (GO): positive regulation of DNA-templated transcription
Cellular component (GO): mediator complex
Molecular function (GO): protein binding
Source: RefSeq, a predicted model, not a curated record
AUGCCCUUGAUGAUGGAUACGGGUAUCAAUGUGGACGAUCUCUUUGGCGAGUCCAACUCCCUGGAAUUGGGCUUGCCAGCCGCCUCUCCUACCAAAGGACUCGCACAAUGUCUGGACGAAAUGCGCCUAUUGGGAUGCUGCCACAAGAUAGCCUGGUCCCGGAUGGGUUGCAUUGCGUCGAUCUCUCAAGAUGGACUCAGUGUCAAUAUCCGCCAUCUCCAGUGCAGUACUUUGGAUGGAAAAUGGAACCUAGGCAAAGAAACACCUCUUACGACAUCAAUAGAGGCCUAUCACGGGAACCAACUAGCCCAUUUAUCGUGGAAUGAAACCGGGUCGGAAUUGGCCGUUGUGGACUGCUCUGGUCGCAUAUCCAUCUAUUCUAUCUCUAUUGCUCUGAACAGCCUCUCAAUUCUGCGCCAAGCGUCUUUUGAAUCCGGCGAUGAUAACAGCCAGGUCGUUGGUUUGAUGUGGUUGAACUCCCAACGUUUUAUACACGCAUUCCAUCAAGCGGCCAAGGUGAAUGGGAGAUGGGCUUAUACUCCUUUCCGCAGACGCCCAAUUGGGCCUUUCCACCCAGCCAACAAAGGUGCCUUACUCUGCGUGACCAGAGCCGGCCAGAUCAAACUCAUAUACCAAAACCCUAAUAGCACAUGGGCGGAGCUUCCCGCCGAAUUGAAAAAUACAGGGUACUCGGACAGGUUAUUAACACAUGCCUCGAUGGUCGCCACACAAGCCGGGAUACUCCUUGCCACUUACUCUGCAUGCCAGAAGAUGUGCCUGUACAGAGUUCAUAUUACUUGGAAUCCACCGCAGUGGGAGCCCACUCAGGGAAAACAGCAGCCUCCACCGGUCCCCAGUUUCCGAUUGAUCCACUGCAAGGUGGAUAUGCCAGGCAACAUACUCAAUGUGAACCGCGGCCCAGACCAUUCAGAUCAGUCUGUCCCAUUUAUGAACUCUGUUUACUCAUUGACACGGCUGGAAAUCAUGCCAGCGCAGUCUGACAGCCCCCAAGGAUCCACAGCCAAUCCGUGGAUCCUCGCUGUUUUCUCAAAGCCUCUCCAUGCCAUGCCAGACUACCAAGAGCAACAAGGUCCACCGACUGUGAUGCUCAGGUGGCAUUUGGAAUCUGCACCGCAGACACUUCAUCCCAAGUUUGAUGAGGUGGCAUCAAAGAAGAGCAAUACCCAAACAAAGCCAAAAUUAGAGUUGCGCCGACUGGAUGAUAUUUAUUGUGAUAAAUACGUUGUCUCUGUCGAUCUGAUCGAGCAUGGGACAGUAUUAGCCGUCACACACGACGACAGUUCCAUCGCAUGUUAUGAUACAAGGACAAUGGCGAUGUUUAAUGGGAUGGAUGACUCGAACACUGUCACUUGUCUGGCCCAGGCGGGAUUCCAGUAUCCAAUAGAACCAUCUGGUCUCUACCUCGCUUUUUCGCCUAAUUCUUGUGUUGUUGCUACGCUAGAUAGUGAUGGACAGAUGCAACUCAGAGUGAUAGAGCAUUCAUUUGGAUCAAGCGAGGGACUAUAUGACGAGACAAAAUUCUCCGCUGCCGUUGCUGCACUGACAGUGGCAUUCUGCCGAGGCUGUGGAAGCGAAUGUAACACAGACGAUGUUCUUAUGGCUGCUCUUCGGCAGUUGUCACCAGAGGCCCAAACAACAUUUACUAGUGAGGUUUAUCGUGCACUACCGGUCAACUGCAACUUUACUGCCGAUCAAGAGAAGCUCAUGAGCCACCCGUACAUCCCUCGCUGUCUUAGUUUGCAAGCUGCAUUGGGCUACAGAGGAAGGCUUAAGCGCCGAAACCUUGCUUCCUCUGUACCAUGGGCGAUUCUGCAACUACGCCAUUCCUCGGUUCUGUUUGCAUACUUCUUCCAGUAUAAUAAAGGUGUACAGCCGGAAACACACGAUCCAGAUGUUCUACGCUUGGUAUUGGGCAACACAAAAUGGACGCUGGACUUCUCCCACUGGCUCCUAAACGAAGUCUUCGACAUGGCCGACGAAUUUGAAAGUGUCUUCAACGACCAGGAGGCAUUCACCCAAAAGCUGAAAACGACUUCUUCCCUCCCCCUCCUGAUCCUCCUCUCAAGCAUGUCAAGAGCCUUCCUCCGCUUCAUCUGCCGCGGUCUCCGAGGCGUACACGCAGGAUUUGCAAGUGCAAACCCGGCCUCUCUCUUCGGAGACAGCAGAAUCUACUACACAGAAAUCUGCCAAACGCUCGAAACCUCACCGGUGCGGAUAGACGUCUACGAGAAAUUCCUCGCAGGAGUCGACUCAGCCGUGAAACACGCCUAUCAAGGCGCAGGCUUCGGCGAUGCUGAACGUCCAGGUCCAGAGAAAGAACUACUCGUCAACGCACGCAUUCCACCAGUUCUAAUAUCAGCCGUGGCGACGCUGCUGCGGCAGACUGUGCCGACGCUGAAACUGGAGAUUAAUCGCAUGGCGAUCUAUCUGGGUGAUUAUUCCUGGUUGGGCUUUGGGAAUGAUACUCGGACUGCGGUUUAUCGAAAACAGCGGGAUGUUGAUAUUCUUAAGAAGUGUGCGCUGAGGCCGCCACUUUUGUUGGGUGGUGAGGGAAGGGUUGCGCCCCUUAAGAAGAGACGGUGUGCAAGGUGUUGUGAGGUUUCUGGGGAUACGAGUUUGCCUAGGUCUAUGCUUUCCUUUAAGAUGACUGCGAAGUUGGGAGUGCUGAGGUCUUGUCUUUGUGGGGGGAUGUGGAUUCUUGAGGUUGAUUCUGGGGACGGGGGGAGUGGGAAUGGGAAUGGAAGUGGGCAUGGACAUGGGCACAGAAGUUAG